AUGACAUUUGCAGUAAAAAACACAGUUUUUCCAAUGAUUUUACUUAAACUAGCAGAAUGGUUUGUCUAUAAACUCCUUGCAAAUUCAUGUUAUAAAGCAGCAAUGAAAGUUAAAAAUUCGCGAAUUUUUUUCAAGAAUUCUUCUUCUUUCAGAACAUCUCAUCAAAUUCCGAUUUAUCCCAAUAUUUCAAAAUGUAACAAUUCAAGAAAAUCUGAAACAGUUGUAUGUGAUAUUCAAUCUACAUUACUUAGAUCUGAAUCAUUUUUUCCGUAUUUCAUGUUAAUUGCUUUCGAAGGUGGUGGUAUAUUAAGAGCUCUGUUUUUACUUCUAUCGAGUCCUCUGUUAUUCGUUCUUGAUUUCGAAGCUAAACUGAGAGUUAUGGUGUUCAUAUCUUUCUGUGGGAUGAAAAUUAAGGAUGUUGAAUGUGUUGGUAGAGCCGUUUUGCCUAAAUUUUAUCUUGAAAAUUUGAAUGUUCGUGUUUACGAGUUGAUGAAAUCUGCAGGGGAAAGAAUGGUUUUUACGAGUGUUCCUAGAGUUAUGGUGGAAGGUUUUUUGAAGGAUUAUUUGAGUGUUGAUUGUGUUAAAGGAACUGAGUUGCAUUGUUUUGGGAAUUAUUUUAGUGGAUUUGUUUCAUCUUCUGGGAUUUUGAGUAAGCAUAGAUCUUUAAUGGAAGUUGUUGGUGACAAAAAACCAGAUAUUGGUAUUGGAAAUUCAAGUUUUCAUGAUCAUUUGUUUAUCUCACUUUGCAAGGAAGCUUAUGUGGUGAACAAAGAGGAUACUACUACUACAAGUUCAAUAUUACCAAGAGAAAAAUACCCAAAGCCAUUAAUUUUUCAUGAUGGAAGGCUAGCAUUUUUACCUACACCUCUUGCAACAUUAGCCAUGUUUAUGUGGCUACCAAUUGGAAUUCCACUAGCUAUUUUUAGAAUCUUAAUUGGCAUAUGUUUGCCAUACAAAGUAGCUGUUUUGUUGGGAAAAUUAAGUGGUAUAAGACUAAGAGUUAAAGGUACUGACCCUCCAAGAUCUGAAAAUGACAAAGGAGUCCUAUAUGUUUGCACUCAUAGAACACUUUUGGACCCUGUCUUUCUUAGCACUUCUUUGGGAAAACCUUUAACAGCAGUGACUUAUAGUUUAAGCAAAAUGUCUGAAAUUCUUGCUCCUAUUAAAACUGUGAGAUUGACAAGAUCAAGACAAAAAGAUGGAGAGGCCAUGCAAAGAUUGCUUAGUGAAGGUGACUUAGUGGUAUGUCCAGAAGGAACAACAUGUAGGGAGCCAUAUCUAUUAAGGUUCAGUUCCCUAUUUGCAGAAUUAGCAGAUGAAAUAGUACCAGUGGCUAUGAACACAAAUGUUAGCAUGUUUUAUGGUACAACAGCUAGUGGGCUUAAAUGUUUGGACCCAAUUUUCUUCUUGAUGAAUCCAAGGCCUUGUUACACUGUUGAAAUAUUAGGCAAAUUACCAAAAGAAUUGACUUGUGCUGGUGGAAAAUCAAGUCAUGAAGUGGCUAAUUAUAUACAAAGACAAUUAGGUGCUGCAUUGGGAUUUGAGUGUACUAAUCUUACAAGAAGGGACAAAUAUUUAAUGCUUGCUGGUAAUGAAGGGGUAGUUGAAGAUCAUAAUUCAACAAUAAAUACCUCUAAUUAAUUUAAUUAUUAAGGAGUAUAUAGGGUUAGUGUUUUUUUUAAAAAAAAAACCUUUCUUUGUUAUAUUCACUUUAUUGAGUAGCACAUAUAUAAUUGUGAGUAUAUGUUUAUUAUGCAAUUAGUGGUAAUGUAUGUAAUUUUUUUCUA
This is a messenger RNA of Solanum pennellii, 1787 nucleotides long. Its product is annotated as glycerol-3-phosphate acyltransferase 1. Lineage: Eukaryota; Viridiplantae; Streptophyta; Magnoliopsida; Solanales; Solanaceae. Gene Ontology annotation, cellular component: membrane. The record is from RefSeq and is a predicted model, not a curated record. Gene Ontology annotation, molecular function: glycerol-3-phosphate 2-O-acyltransferase activity; phosphatase activity. Gene Ontology annotation, biological process: cutin biosynthetic process. The transcript has 3 exons. The coding region runs from base 1 to 1641 and encodes 546 amino acids.